UCCAUGCAUCGAUACUGUUAAAAACUUCUCCUCUCUAGAUGUGUUUUGCAAGCAAAAUUGAUGUAAUUUACCGCCGAUUAAUAUUAUCUUCGUUUUUCUCAAAAGGAUGGGGAGAUAUAAACGUCUAUGAACGCCUUCUCGAAGCUCGCAAGACCGUUACUGACAGAGAAAAAUGCCACAAACUGGUUUCUUCAAGCUAUCCGGUUGAAUUGAACAAAUCAAGGACGAAAGAAUCAUUUUACAUCGCCGAAGGACACUUCACGUCACCUCUGGCCAGGUACUUUCCCGAUCUAUUACCCAAAGAAAGUGAAAAAGCCCACUUUCAGGUCAUUAUACCCAAAAAAUGGCCACGAAAUGGACACAAACCGGCGUGUCUACAUCUCGCGGGUACUGGUGACCACUACUUUUGGCGAAGAAGAAACCUUACGGCCAAACCUUUGGCGAAGCAAUAUGGUAUUGCGUCUUUGCUGUUGGAAAAUCCGUUUUACGGCAUGAGAAAACCGAAAAAUCAACUUCGAUCCAGCCUCCUGCAUGUGGUAGAUUUGUUUGUCAUGGGAGCAGCAUUGAUUUUAGAGUCACUUGUUCUCUUAAAGUGGUGUGAACAGCAGGGCUAUGGACCACUGGGAAUAACAGGGAUUUCCAUGGGUGGACACAUGGCUUCACUUGCAUGUACUGCCUGGACUAAACCACUUGCUAUUGUGCCUUGUCUCUCUUGGAGUACAGCAUCUUGUGUCUUUACAGAGGUAAUUUAUAAAGAAUUAUUAUGAAGAAUUAUUUGAUCGUGUACAGUGAUUCAUUUGUAUUUGCUCCAUCUUUAAGCCUGGAUUUGUCAGAAAAAUUCCAGUCCAUCUGCUAAUUUGCUGUUUCCAUACUGUCCCAGAUUUUUACAACAAAUGAGAUCUCAAAUUGGUUGUAAAAGGCCCCCUGACUGUUUAGGAUGGUUGGCGACUGAACAUAUUUUUUUCCUGACAUUUCCCAGCUUUCUGCCAUGAUCAGCAAUUAUUUGAGAUUCAUGAAAACUUCAAUUUUCAUUUUUGGAGGUGUUGGCCAUAGACCAGACCAACACUCAGGGUCUUUGAAUAACUGAGGAGAAAUGGUUAGGCAUUCUAGUCUUCUUAGAUAAGGACAGCAAGCUACAGGCCAUCUUCUUUAUAUUAGUUAGCAGGAGGCGCUAAAGAAUCCUACUUCUUUCAAAGAGUUGGGAAGUAAAGUAUGUGGUCUGGCCUUGUUUACAAAAUUGAGGGCAUCUGCUAUAUUCUUUUGUAGAAGAAAUUGUAAACUGCAGAACACAGUCUGGUUAAAGUCCCCAGCAAAGUGUUGUUAACCCUUUAACUCCCAUGAGUGACCAAGAGAGAAUUUCUCCUUACAGUGUCAAUGCAUUAUCAAGCAGACAAGGGAUGAGAAUAAAGAAAAAUAGCAAUCAGAGGAGUUUUAGUCGAUCGGAUACCAAAUUCUCCAAACUAACACUAUAAGAAUUAUAUGGCAGAUAGUAAGGAGAAUUACUGUGGAGAUCUUGGGAGUGAAAGGGUUAUGGGCAUUAGGGCAUUCAUGCCAUGAAGAAGGUGCUUUAUGUAAUGUUUAAAAAAUGAGCAGGAGUGUUUUAUUGGGUUUAAAACCACGCAUGAAUAUUAUGUGGUAUUUUUUUGAACGGCUUCAAAAAUUCUUGAAAAGGUCAAGAGAGUUCAUAACAAUUAUGGGAACGUUAGAAAUUAGCAACGAAAAAACAUUCAUAAGUCACGUGCAUUGUCUUUAUAUCUGAUAAAACACCACAUACUAUUGUUCAACAAAUUCUCCUUGUCACCAUUUGAUAGGUUAAUGGGCUUGUGAAUUAUGUAUAGAAAAAAGCAUGAAUAUUACUGGUAAAUGUGAUGUAUACUGAAAAUACUACCAAUUUUUUCCUGAUUGUUCAACAAAUUCUCCUUGGUUUUUAGGGUAUAGAGAACAGUGAUGAAAAUAGCCUUUUUUUUAUGUCCUGGUUUUUAGGGUGUGAUGAGUCGUGCAUGUUCAUGGGAUACAUUAGAGAAACAGCUUUCAUGUGAAGACUACAGGAACAGUUUGUUAGAUUACAUCCCUCUUAGUGGAAAUGUAUUCACCAAAUUUGAUGCUGAUGAUUUAAACAAAAGCUCUGUGAAUGGUUAUAGCAAUAUGAACUCAAUAUCCCAAUCUUUGAUGGAACAGAAGGGGAAAAAUCGGGAUAACAGUGAAAUUCAGACACUCUUUCUGAAACAAGAGGAUAUCUUCAAUGGCUUGAAAACCAACAUUUUUGAGAACCUGCCAUCAAUCUUUAGAAACAUCAAUCUCAAGGAAGGCUUACCUGCCAAACAAUCAACUUUAGAUUUUAUGAAUUACGUUAUGGAUGAAGAAACACAUUUAAGGAAUUUUCCUCCACCUGUCGAUCCAAGUCUGGUUCAUUUUGUGGUAGCUAAAAACGAUGCUUAUAUUCCACGCAACAAUCAGACAAGUCCUUCUGACAUCUGGCCUGGGUGCACUGUGGAAUAUAUAGACAGUGGUCAUGUAGGAGGAUCACUGAAACAUCAGGAUGUAUUUAGAAGAGUAAUUUGGGAUACUUUAAGAAAACUCUCAUGAUGAUUUGUAUUGGACCACAAUUAUGAUUUUUUUCUUCUCUCUAUUGAGUAAAAUCGUAUUUAAAAUUUCAUAGCAAAUUCAAUGGUUAUGAAUUGUAUAUGGUAUUAUUUAACUCUUGGCACCAGUUGAAUUCACCAUAAUGGGUACUGUGUUUCUACAUUGGGCUCUUUUGGGCAAGUUUACGUGUUGAACCUUUCACUCUGAAGAUCUCAUUAGCGCAUGCAAAUUCCACUUACUGUAUACCAUAUAAUUCUCAUGAUGUUAGCUUGGAGGAUUUGUUAUUGGAUCAACUAAUAAUCCUCUGGUUGAUAUUGUAGUGCUGUUGUGAAGAGAAAUUAUAUCUUGCUCACCCAUGGGAAUAACAGGGUCAAUAAUACAAUAUGUGGUAGAGAAAGAUAAUAUUUGCGGACAGAAAAUAAUAACAUUAAUGUUACAGUGAUAAUAUUACCUAGCAAUUAUUAAGGAAAAUGUCUUCUUUUUUGAGGCAAGCAAAGAAGCCAUCAUCUAGAUAUCUCUUACUUUUAUAAUGCAUGGGUUAUUAUAGGUGUGGUUGAAUUACAGAUGGGGCAAGGUUAUAGAUUUAGUACAUUCCCAUGGUCCUCAUUUGAAAGGAAUUCAGUUUUGUGUGGCCAAGGUUCUUUUAUUUUGAAAAAUUUCAAGAAAUGUGUUUCUAUAGGAUGAUAGCUUGUGAAAAUUGAUGAAAUUCAAAUUACCAUGUGAUUUGAACUGUUUCUCUAUGAAUUUUAUUGUCUUUUACCACAAUUAAGACUCUGGUAUCUAUCUUAGGAGUGACAAGGAUCUAAUUUGUUGUUACAAUAUCACCCCCUGAAUCACACAUUAAUAGCAGGAGAAUAAAGGAAAUGAUCACCAACUAAUUAAAGAGGUUCUUGAUUCUUAAGCAAAUUCUCCUUGUCAGCACCUAAGGAAAUGUAGAAAAAACGUUAAGAAGAAUUAGCCUUUUUUUGGUACAUCGAUUUCUAUGGUUUUUAAUGCAUUUCUUGGCUUUGAAAAUUUUUAUUACAAGGUUUCGUGUAAGUGUUGUGGAAAACCAGCUAUCCCACAUGUCAGAUUUGGAGCUUUCUCAGAUUAAUAGGGAAGCAUUUUAAAUAACGUGAAUUUCUGUAACUUGAGUAAAUUUUAGUUAUCUUUAAUCAUUAGUGUGUGAAAUAAAAAUGAAUCAGAAUGAAAACAUCUUUGUUUUUCAAAUAAUUAGC
Pocillopora meandrina is the source of this 3800-nucleotide messenger RNA. The record is from the annotation of a GenBank genome assembly. NCBI's taxonomy places the organism in Eukaryota, Metazoa, Cnidaria, Anthozoa, Scleractinia, Pocilloporidae.